This is a messenger RNA of Mugil cephalus (flathead mullet), 1826 nucleotides long. It is a transcript of the gene nfia, whose product is annotated as nuclear factor I/A. Lineage: Eukaryota; Metazoa; Chordata; Actinopteri; Mugiliformes; Mugilidae. The transcript is spliced from 12 exons. Gene Ontology annotation, molecular function: RNA polymerase II cis-regulatory region sequence-specific DNA binding; DNA-binding transcription factor activity, RNA polymerase II-specific. Gene Ontology annotation, biological process: regulation of transcription by RNA polymerase II. Gene Ontology annotation, cellular component: nucleus. The record is from RefSeq and is a predicted model, not a curated record. The coding region runs from base 21 to 1826 and encodes 601 amino acids.
UAUGCUAUGGAGCGGACUACAUGUUGCCCGACAUGCCAGAGCAAACGUGUCCUCAAUUAGGUGUCUUAUCUCCGGCGAGGCUCGGUGACAGCGGGAUGGCAGCGAAAAGCUCCGAGGGCUCCAUCAAAUGGCAGCUCUGCUACGACAUCUCAGCCAGGACCUGGUGGAUGGAUGAGUUCCAUCCCUUCAUCGAGGCCUUGCUGCCCCAUGUCCGGGCCUUCGCCUACACCUGGUUCAACCUGCAGGCGCGUAAGAGGAAGUACUUCAAGAAGCACGAGAAGCGAAUGUCGAAGGAGGAGGAGCGCGCCGUGAAGGACGAGCUGCUCAGCGAGAAGCCGGAGGUGAAGCAGAAGUGGGCGUCGCGUCUCCUGGCCAAGCUGAGGAAGGACAUCCGUCCAGAGUUCAGGGAGGACUUCGUGUUGACGGUGACGGGGAAGAAGGCGCCGUGCUGCGUCCUGUCCAACCCCGACCAGAAGGGCAAGAUGAGGAGGAUCGACUGCCUGCGCCAGGCGGACAAGGUGUGGAGGCUGGACCUGGUCAUGGUGAUUUUAUUUAAAGGGAUUCCUCUGGAAAGUACCGACGGCGAGAGGCUGGUCAAGUCUCCUCAGUGCUCCAACCCCAGCCUCUGUGUCCAGCCUCAUCACAUCGGGGUCUCGGUCAAGGAGCUGGACCUCUACCUGGCCUACUUCGUCCACACAGAAACCGGCCAAUCAGAGAGCCCCAACCAGGCCAACGAAUCAGACAUCAAGGAGCAGCCGGAGAACGGUCACCUUGGUUUCCAGGACAGCUUCGUGACACCAGGAGUUUUCACGGUGGCUGAACUCGUACGAGUGUCUCAGACUCCCAUUGCAGCCGGUACCGGUCCAAACUUCUCUCUGGCCGACCUGGACAGCUCCUCCUACUACAGCAUGAGUCCAGGAGCCAUGAGGAGACCACUGCCCAGCACCUCCUCCUCCAGCUCUGCCAAGAGGAUAAAGUGCAUGGAGGAGGACGUGGACAGUCCUGGGGAGGAGUCCUACUACCCCGGCCAGGGCCGGUCUCCAGGCAACGGCAGCCAUUCCAGCAGCUGGCACGACGUGGAGCCAGCUGGAUAUAAGCUACGUGGCUCUCUAGCUAGCUCGUUCAUCUCCCGACAAGGGAUGCUGUCGCCCACCGCCGCCCUAAAGAAGUCAGAGAAGUCUGGUUUCUGUGGCUCCGCCCCCUCGCCCGCCGCCGCCUCCUCCACCACCUCCUCCUCUUCUUCCUCCUCCUCCCCCCGAACGGCUUUCACACACCAUCACCGGGCCGUCAUUACCGGGCCUCGAGCGAGCCCCCACGCCCCCCCCUCCAGCCUCCACUUCUCCUCCUCCCCCAUCCUGCAGCAGCCUGGUUCCUACUUCUCCCACCCGGCCAUCAGGUACCACCCCCAGGAGACGCUCAAGGAGUUCGUCCAGCUGGUGUGUCCUGACUCCGCCCAGCAGGCCGGACAGGUGGGCUUCCUCAACCCUAAUGGUAGCUCCCAGGGGAAGGUCCACAACCCCUUCCUGCCGACGCCCAUGCUGCCUCCUCCUCCGCCCCCCCCCAUGGCCCGUCCUGUCCCGCUGCCGGUCGACGCCAAGCCGCCCUCCACCUCCUCCACAGAGGGGGGAGGCAACUCACCCACCUCCCCCACCUACUCCACCCCCACCACGUCUCCGGCCCAGAGGUUCGUCAGCGUCGGACCCAGAGACCCCAGCUUUAACAUCCCUCAGCAGCCACAGGUAACACGGUUUAUUCAGCAACACGCAGCAACACGCAGCAACACACAACAACACACAACAUACACACAGCAACACGCAGUCAGUUAA